UUUGAGACCUGGCGAUCGCUCGAUAGUAGCAAAAGCUGUAGUUCCAUAUCCAAUGUCAUCACCAUUCUUUUUCAGGCUUGCACUUUCUCGGUCACAUCUAUUUCGACGCUGGGAAAGGUGAUGUGGUUUUAUCAGCUCUUGCACGCGAACAUGAAUGCCACGGAUGAGCAUGGCAGGCCGGCGCCUACACUGUACAUGCUCAAUCCUGAUGCCACAAUGGAAGUAUUCGUUCGUUUUGGAAUCGAUCGAGACCCACUGAUUCAAGUCAGGAAAUUCCAAGGGGCCACAAAGUAUGACGAACAAGUUCAUGUGCCAUUCACAACACUGAAUUACGCAAGAUUAAAAGGAAGCACAUUGUGCAAGAAAAUGGACAACCUCUUCGCUGCUUUCAGAGAUAUUGACGAGUAA
Ostertagia ostertagi is the source of this 408-nucleotide messenger RNA. NCBI's taxonomy places the organism in Eukaryota, Metazoa, Nematoda, Chromadorea, Rhabditida, Trichostrongylidae. The record is from the annotation of a GenBank genome assembly.